This is a messenger RNA of Pan troglodytes (chimpanzee), 1029 nucleotides long. RefSeq names its product synthesis of cytochrome C oxidase 2 (gene SCO2). Gene Ontology annotation, biological process: mitochondrial respiratory chain complex IV assembly; intracellular copper ion homeostasis. Gene Ontology annotation, cellular component: mitochondrial inner membrane. The coding region runs from base 186 to 986 and encodes 266 amino acids. Gene Ontology annotation, molecular function: copper ion binding; copper chaperone activity. The record is from RefSeq and is a predicted model, not a curated record. NCBI's taxonomy places the organism in Eukaryota, Metazoa, Chordata, Mammalia, Primates, Hominidae. The transcript is spliced from 2 exons.
GAGCCUGUCAGCGGCUGCGCCCGUGUGCGCAUGCGCAGCUCCGAGGACGCCUGCGCCCUGCCUGUGAACGUGUGGCGCCCGCUUUCCCUGAGCCGGCGAGGCAGAGCGCAGGGAGCUGGAGGUCGGCGCUUCCUCUCGGGCUUGGUCCACUGACGCGCGGCCCCGCCGCGAGGAGCAUCAGAUCCAUGCUGCUGCUGACUCGGAGCCCCACGGCUUGGCACAGGCUCUCUCAGCUCAAGCCUCCGGUCCUCCCUGGGACCCUGGGAGGCCAGGCCCUGCAUCUGAGGUCCUGGCUUUUGUCAAGGCAGGGCCCUGCAGAGACAGGUGGGCAGGGCCAGCCCCAGGGCCCUGGGCUUCGAACCCGGCUGCUGAUCACAGGCCUGUUCGGGGCUGGACUCGGUGGGGUCUGGCUGGCCCUGAGGGCUGAGAAGGAGAGGCUGCAGCAGCAAAAGCGAACAGAAGCCCUGCGCCAGGCAGCUGUGGGCCAGGGCGACUUCCACCUGCUGGAUCACAGAGGCCGGGCUCGCUGCAAGGCUGACUUCCGGGGCCAGUGGGUGCUGAUGUACUUUGGCUUCACUCACUGCCCUGACAUCUGCCCAGACGAGCUGGAGAAGCUGGUGCAGGUGGUGCGGCAGCUGGAAGCAGAGCCUGGUUUGCCUCCAGUGCAGCCUGUCUUCAUCACUGUGGACCCUGAGCGGGACGAUGUUGAAGCCAUGGCCCGCUACGUCCAGGACUUCCACCCAAAACUGUUGGGUCUGACUGGCUCCACCGAACAGGUUGCCCAGGCUAGUCACAGUUACCGCGUGUACUACAAUGCCGGCCCCAAGGAUGAGGACCAGGACUACAUCGUGGACCACUCCAUUGCCAUCUACCUGCUCAACCCUGACGGUCUCUUCACGGAUUACUACGGCCGGAGCAGAUCGGCUGAGCAGAUCUCGGACAGUGUGCGGCGGCACAUGGCGGCUUUCCGCAGUGUCCUGUCUUGAGCCGCUGCAGCCUGGGCCCCAUCAUUAAACGGGCUGCGUUUAA